Messenger RNA from Musa acuminata subsp. malaccensis (wild Malaysian banana), 1144 nucleotides. RefSeq lists its product as uncharacterized. The record is from RefSeq and is a predicted model, not a curated record. NCBI's taxonomy places the organism in Eukaryota, Viridiplantae, Streptophyta, Magnoliopsida, Zingiberales, Musaceae. Gene Ontology annotation, cellular component: chloroplast thylakoid membrane.
AGCCUACUAUCUCCAUUCUAUAAGGUUGGCCUGUUUUCCUCUGCAUCAUGUUUGGAGUAAAUUGAGCUCUGGAGUAUUAUUUCAACAUCACAUCUUGAGUUUACUGUGAUGAGCAAUGUAGAGAACUUAUUCGGUUUAAUUUUAGAAAAACACCUUGUUAUGAUUAAAAGAAAUUUCUGUCAUUUUUCACCCAAUUUAUGCAAGCAUAUAAAACAAUUUUCUUGCCAUUGUUCAUCUCAUCUUAACAAAAAAGGCAGAGAACUUCUGUCUACUUACAACUUGAUGGUCAUAUUAUGAUUGCCCAUUUGAAAUUAGGAUGGAACUCUGACAAGCCAUAGAUCAAGAUCCAAGAGAGUGAAGGAUUCAAUUCAAAGUACAAGUCCACCAAAAAGAAACUUGAAGAGGGACCUGCAAAAUAGAAAGAGACCAGAGCUUCAUGAACUCCAGGCAUGGAUGGACAAGGCGAAGAGAGAUGAAACUUGAAAGGGCCCCCCUUGAUGUUUGGUGGAGUGAGAAAUGGGUCUGCGGUUGGAGGUAGAACAAUGGCGGAUCGCAUUUGGUCCCAUCUUAUCCACAACGAGCAAAUCCAAUCGGAGAGCAAGUGGACAACUGAUGUGCACUUAUCCUUCUUUUGAGGCCCCAAUCAACGCCAACCUUCACUACCACCACCACACAGAGAUCAAUAUAACGAAGAAAGGAGAGCCGCUUCAGACGUCGAGAGAUCAGUGAUGGCUUCCGUGGCUCCCUUCUCAGCUCCCUCACCUCUUUCUUCUUCCUCCCCUCGGCCACCACCGGCUGCUGCAGUCGCGCCUUCCCUGCGCCCGGCGGUUCCGGCCUUUCCUUGGUGCGGCAGAAGGCCUGCUGCUUCCAGGGUGGUGGCGGUGUCGGCAGUCGGGGAGCUGUCGUCCGACAGCAACACGUAUCUGAUCGCCGGAGCCAUCGGUGUGGCGCUUGUCGGCACUGCUUUCCCCAUACUCUUCUCUCGCAGGGACAUAUGCCCAGAGUGUGACGGAGCUGGGUUCGUCAGGCAAGCUGGGGCGGCACUGAGGGCUAAUGCAGCAAGGAAGGAUCAAUCUCAGAUAGUUUGUCCUCGUUGCAAUGGGCUGGGGAAGUUGGGACAAAUCGACAAAUAAGGGAUCCAUGC